Symbiodinium sp. CCMP2456 is the source of this 2451-nucleotide messenger RNA. NCBI's taxonomy places the organism in Eukaryota, Dinophyceae, Suessiales, Symbiodiniaceae. The record is from the annotation of a GenBank genome assembly.
AUGAACGGUGCUCCGAAAGUGGCAUCGUCUCCCUCACAAUCGCGGAUCCGCGAGGUCAAGGAGCGCCCUUCGCCGAGCGGGCCCAGGCGGCGUGUCUCGGGCCUGGCACGUCCUCCUCUCGAGGGCCGGUGGCUUCAGCGCUUCGAGGCAUGUCAUGCUGCCUCGAGCGAGCGACCAGCAAGCGCCACGAGCAGUACUCGAGGUGCAAGCAGUCCAGGCUCCAGUCGAUCAGAUCCGGUGCCACAUCGCAUACUGAGGGCGGGCGAUGCAGCGCAGGACCAUCAAAGGAGGCCGACUCCGUCCAAAAUCACGCGUGCUGAGGUCGCGAGUCGCAGUCGUGCAAAAGCUGACAGUUACGACAAGCUGGAAGAGGAGGUGCUCUCCAUGAUGAGUGCUUUGCAAAGGCCGCGAGACGUCCCGCAGCUAUGGGAUCCGUCGAAGCCUUCGGUCCCCCGGGCUGGACAAACGAAUGGUCGCCUCCGAUCACCUUCCCCUCGGGACCCACGUCUACGCACCGCAGAUCGGGCUGCUGCUCGUCUUAGCACAGACGGAGGACACGCAGGAGUGAGUGUUUCCCUCUCCGCGCGUGCUCGGCAGUCUGCAGGGUAUCCCGUGCAUGGCCGUUCUUCGCGCCAAGUACUGACGCAGAAGGCGGCGGCGCCGCAGCGCUCUCGCAUGAAAUCUGGGCCUGCACGUACAAACAGCUUGGAGAGGACACGGCUCCCGGAGUCAUCCAAUCACAAGUCAGCAGAAAGCAUGGAGGGCCUCAUGCGGCUUUCCCACGCUCUUGGAGAGGCUCAGCGGGCGCUGGAGCUGCAGACGGAGGCAUUACGCUGUCCGCAGCAGAGCGAUCUGCAAAUUUCCAAGGAUUUUGAGCUGUUCGCUGGCAAGCUGCAGCGGCAGCUGGCAGAGGCGCAAUCUACCUCCCGGGCUCUAGGAGACUACAUUGCUAAACGGCCGUCACCGCGAGCCACAGAGCGGAUGCCCGACGAACCACAGGCAGCGCGGCCUGAGGAAGCGCAUCAGCGACUGCUCAAUGGAAACCACAUCACGAGCAUGCCGAUUCCGGAGGAGGCCGAGGAGUGCGCCGACGAAAAGUCGCGGCUCGCUCAUGUGCAGGAUUACCCUGAACAAGCCGAGGAGUGCGCCGACGAAAAGUCCCGGCUCGCUCAUGUGCAGGAUUACCCUGAACAAGGUAGUGGUGGUGGUGGCGGCGGAGGCGAUGUCGCCGGCGGGGACAGUGUUCGUGCCAUUUCAGGCUCUUGUGGUAGCGAGCUGGACCGGGUUGAGUCUAUGGACAAGGCUGCUCCGUUAGAGUCCGCCGCUGAAGCAGAGCCGCUUGGUCAAGGAAAUUCUUCACCACUGUCUUCUCCUCCUGCCGACGAGGUCCGAAGAGAAGACGAAAUGUCUGAUCAUCUUUGGGAGUUUGUGGUGCAGGGCCAAGUCCCUGGUGACGAAACGGCAGAUACUCUCAGGAAGACGGUGACGUGUUUCCCAGGCGAUGCCAUGUCUCGGCUGGCUGCAUGCAACGUAGCAUGCGUAUGUGCCCGUGGACACCGAGUAGAUCCGACAGUACCGAAUCAAGACGAUUUGGUGCUUGCGAUGUGCUCCUGGGGCGACCAAGGCAGUGUUGCUCUGUACGGCGUCUUUGAUGGCCAUGGCCCUGCUGGGCAUCGCUGUGCAGCAAUCGCACGAGGAUUCCUGCCAGAGCGAAUUUUCGGAGAUCCGGAUCUUCUGGUAAACCCGCCGGAGGUUCUCAAAUCUGCUUUUGCCGAAGCUCAGCAAGAAAUGCUCAGGCAGGUACCUACAGAUGCCUACAGCAGUGGGACCACAGCCACCAUCACGCUCGUUUUGCGGGGAGGAGUUCAGGCCGAGCGGGACCAGUCCUCCAAGGCAGGCAUCGGGCCAGGGACCACGGUUCACACUGCUCAUGUGGGAGACUCCCGGGCUAUCCUGGCACGAUUAUCGGAUGCGGCAAAAGGUGGCAAGUGCUUCAUCGUCAAAGAGCUGACCAAGGAUCACCGGCCUGACGAUGAGGGAGAGGCCCAGCGGAUCAAAGAUGCCGGAGGGCACAUCUGCUUGGGCGGCGGCAAGCGGGCGAGGGUCAUUUGCGAGUCUGUGCCCGGCCAUCCCGGCUUUGCGCUGACUCGCUCGUUGGGCCUUGCCAUUGGCCGUGACUGUGGCAUCAGUGCUGAGCCACAGGUUUUUUCUCACCAUUUGCCGGCUGACGCAGAAGCCCUUCUCAUCUUAGGAACAGACGGCUUGUUCGAGUUCUGCGGAAACCGGACAGUGGCUGGACACUUGUUGAAGCAUGGUGUCACAGAGCGGGCGCUGGAGGAGGUAGUCCAUGAAGCGAUGAAAUUAUGGUCUGCAAACUCCUCGAACAGCACAGUGGAUGAUGCCACAGCCAUAGCCGCCUCCCUGGGCCGUGUGCAGGGAAACAAUAAAUGA